AUGGGGCCUGACAGCAUUUCUCCCCAGGGAUGCCAGUUAAAGGAUGAGAUGGGGCUUCAAGCAGGUGUCCAAAGUUUUCAGUCUGCAUGUUUGCAGGUACCUCCGAGAACAAUGCUGGUCUUCAGCACUCUGGGCCGGGCCCGGGCGCAUGUCACCUCCGCUAGUCCCAUGUGGAUUCUGGCCCGUCGAUGCCUCUGCACACAGGCACCCCCUGACUCCAGGUUCCACUCACCUCCGGCCCGUGAUUCUCAGCCACCGCGCAUCCUCAUCACAGGGGGGCUCGGCCAGCUCGGAAUGGGGCUUGCCAGUUUUCUGAGGAAGCGCUUUGGGAAGGACAACGUGAUUUUGUCAGACAUCAAGAAGCCAUCUGAGUCUGUGUUCCAAAGUGGCCCCUUCAUCUACUCGGACAUCCUGGACUAUAAACUCCUGCGGGAGAUUGUGGUUAAUCACCGUAUCACAUGGCUGUUCCACUACAGCGCCCUGCUUAGUGCUGUAGGCGAGUCCAACGUGACCUUGGCACGAGCUGUGAACAUCACCGGUUUGCACAAUAUCUUGGACGUGGCAGCUGAGCACAAUUUGCGGCUGUUUGUACCCAGUACCAUUGGGGCCUUUGGACCCAGCUCUCCCCGGGACCCAGCUCCGGAUCUGUGCACCCAGAGGCCUCGGACUAUCUACGGGGUGUCCAAGGUCCAUGCAGAACUUAUGGGUGAAUAUUACCACCACCGGUACGGGCUCGACUUCCGGUGCCUGCGGUACCCCGGUAUCAUCUCUGCUGACUCUCCACCUGGAGGAGGGACUACUGACUACGCGGUCCAGAUCUUCCAUGAUGCUGUCAAGUGCGGCUCGUUCGUGUGUAACCUGGAAGCCAACACCAGGCUCCCCAUGAUGUACAUUGACGAUUGUCUCCGGGCCACCCUGGAGGUGAUGGAGGCCCCAGCUGCAGCCCUGACCAUGAGGACCUACAACAUCAACGCUAUGAGCUUCAGUCCACAGGAGCUGGCACAGGAACUGACCAAGCACGUUCCUGGAUUCCGGAUCACCUAUGCCGUGGAGCCCAUGCGCCAGGCCAUAGCGGAGAGUUGGCCCAUGAACUUGGAUGACAGUUGCGCCCGCCAGGACUGGGGCUGGAAACACAACUUUGAUCUCCCAGAGCUGGUGACCACAAUGCUGAACUUUCGUGGUGCUCACAGCCAGUAGGCCAGAGCCAGCUAA
Messenger RNA from Suncus etruscus (white-toothed pygmy shrew), 1212 nucleotides. Its product is annotated as L-threonine 3-dehydrogenase, mitochondrial-like. The record is from RefSeq and is a predicted model, not a curated record. Gene Ontology annotation, biological process: L-threonine catabolic process. The transcript is spliced from 9 exons. NCBI's taxonomy places the organism in Eukaryota, Metazoa, Chordata, Mammalia, Eulipotyphla, Soricidae. Gene Ontology annotation, molecular function: L-threonine 3-dehydrogenase activity.